Molecule: messenger RNA, 4592 nt
Organism: Leopardus geoffroyi (Geoffroy's cat)
Lineage: Eukaryota; Metazoa; Chordata; Mammalia; Carnivora; Felidae
Gene: SLITRK2
Product: SLIT and NTRK like family member 2
Exons: 2
Coding region: 1143-3680 (845 amino acids)
Biological process (GO): axonogenesis; regulation of presynapse assembly; positive regulation of synapse assembly
Cellular component (GO): membrane; glutamatergic synapse
Molecular function (GO): protein binding
Source: RefSeq, a predicted model, not a curated record
GAGAGAAUGGUUCUAAAGCCGCUCGUCUCUAACGCUGAGCUGGCUUUCAGAAUCCAGGCGAAUGUGUGUUUGGCUAGUCACGGCCCAGAAAGUACUUCUCUCAGCACUGAAACAAAGCUCUGUAUGUAAGGCACAAAUCCCCUCUUCGCCCUCCUACACAGGCACUGUGGAGCGGGCACACACCGCACUCCGCACCGAGAGCACGGGGGCAGGAGAUCUAGGAGGCUGGCAGGCGGGCCCCAGUCCUGGAGCAAAGAGGCACAUCUCCCACCCACACACACAUGAGCGCGCGCGCGCGCGCGCGCACACACACACACACACACACACACACACACCCUCUCACUGGGAAGAUCCGGACCUCUGCUUGGGAAUUUGGAAUGAGACCCUACUGGAAUGGCCAGGAGGGGUAGCAGGUGGAAGAAACCACUCGGAGGGGCCAGGGGCCGGAGGAGUCCCGGCGGUCGCAGCCCCUUAGCGGGGACCCCUCCGGGAGAAUCCCUCUCCAGGGGCUUCGCCAGCCGCUCGCCGCCCGCCGGGCUGGAGGUGGAGUAGUUCAGAAGCAACUGACGCAGCCCGGAUUCGAGCUUUGCAAAGCCGCUCGCUGGGAAGGGAAGCAUCUGCCCCUCCCUCCCCCACCGCGCGCCCUCGAUCCGCCGCUUGCCCCCUCCCCGCGUGACGUCACCCCAGCCCUGUCCGGGGGAGCCUGCAAAACCUCUCAAAUUCAAACUGUCGGGCGCACUGCUGCCGCCGCCAGCGCAUCGGAAGCGCGCGCCCAGGCUCGGCCGUCGCCGUCGCCGCCGCCGCCGCCCGCCACCCGGGCCGGCCGGCUCCCCGACCUCCCUCCGCAACCGCACCCCCGGGUCGCCGUCGGCUCAGCCUGCAGCCGCCCCGGCCGUCCUCUCCUCCCCUGCGGCCUGCCGGAUUUCGGAUUUCUGCGCACCCCGCCCCCCCCCCUCCCCAGGCAAAUUAAAUCCGCCGGCGGAAAGCAGGGCAUCCCCCCGGAAGCGGCGUCUUCUUUUACCUCGCUCUUCUUCUCUUUCCGAAGAUGCCAAACUACUGGCGGACUGCAGAGGAGAGGGGUCCCGUCUUCUCCUGAUGUGUUUGCCUGUAGGUACCUGAACUGACACCGACGGUGCCUAAAGAUGCUGAGCGGCGUUUGGUUCCUCAGCGUGUUAACCGUGGCCGGGAUCUUACACACGGAGAGCCGCAAAACUGCCAAAGACAUUUGCAAGAUCCGCUGCCUGUGCGAAGAGAAGGAAAACGUACUGAAUAUUAACUGCGAAAACAAAGGAUUUACAACUGUCAGCCUGCUCCAGCCCCCCCAGUAUCGAAUCUACCAGCUGUUCCUCAAUGGAAACCUCCUGACCCGCCUGUACCCUAACGAGUUCGUCAAUUACUCCAACGCCGUGACUCUCCACCUGGGCAACAACGGGCUGCAGGAGAUCCGCACCGGGGCGUUCAGCGGCCUGAAGACCCUCAAGAGACUGCACCUCAACAACAACAAGCUCGAGGUGCUGAGGGAAGACACCUUCCUCGGCCUGGAGAGCCUCGAGUACCUCCAGGCCGACUACAAUUACAUCAGCGCCAUCGAGGCGGGGGCCUUCAGCAAACUGAAUAAGCUCAAAGUGCUCAUCCUGAAUGACAACCUUCUGCUGUCGCUGCCCAGCAAUGUGUUCCGCUUCGUCCUGCUGACCCACCUGGACCUGAGAGGCAACAGGCUGAAAGUGAUGCCUUUCGCCGGCGUCCUUGAGCAUAUUGGAGGGAUCAUGGAGAUCCAGCUGGAGGAAAACCCGUGGAAUUGCACUUGUGACCUACUUCCUCUCAAGGCUUGGCUCGACACCAUAACGGUGUUCGUGGGGGAGAUCGUCUGCGAGACUCCCUUUCGACUGCACGGGAAGGAUGUGACCCAACUGACCAGGCAAGACCUCUGUCCCAGAAAGAGCCCCGGGGACGCCAGUCAGAGGGGUGGCCACGCUGACACUCACGUCCAAAGGCUGUCGCCUACGGUGAAUCCUGUGCUCAACCCGACCAGGGCCCCCAAAGCCAGCCGGCCGCCCAAAAUGAGAAAUCGCCCAACUCCCCGGGUCACCGUCUCAAAGGACAGGCAGAGCUUUGGACCCAUCAUGGUGUACCAGACCAAGUCCCCCGUGCCCCUCACCUGCCCCAGUAGCUGUGUCUGCACCUCUCAGAGCUCCGACAACGGCCUAAACGUCAACUGCCAGGAAAGGAAGUUCACCAACAUCUCCGACCUGCAGCCCAGACCUACCAGCCCAAAGAAACUCUACCUGACGGGGAACUAUCUCCAGACUGUCUAUAAGAACGACCUCUCAGAAUACAGUUCUCUGGAUCUGCUGCACUUAGGAAACAACAGGAUCGCGGUCAUUCAGGAGGGUGCCUUCACAAACCUGACCAGUUUACGCAGACUCUAUCUGAACGGCAAUUACCUUGAAGUGCUGUACCCGUCUAUGUUUCACGGGCUGCGGAGCUUGCAGUAUCUCUAUUUAGAGUAUAAUGUCAUUAAGGAAAUUAAACCGCUGACCUUCGAUGCUCUGAUUAACCUCCAGCUACUGUUUCUCAACAACAACCUGCUGCGCUCCUUGCCUGACAACAUAUUCGGGGGCACGGCCCUCACCAGGCUGAACCUGAGAAACAACCACUUUUCCCACCUGCCCGUGAAGGGGGUUCUGGAUCAGCUCCCGGCGUUCAUUCAGAUCGACCUGCAAGAGAACCCGUGGGACUGUACCUGUGACAUCAUGGGGCUAAAGGACUGGACGGAACACGCCAAUUCCCCCGUCAUCAUCAACGAGGUGACCUGUGAAUCUCCCGCCAAGCACGCAGGGGAGAUACUGAAGUUUCUGGGGCGGGAGGCCAUCUGUCCGGACAGCCCGAACUUGUCAGACGGAACCGUUUUGUCAAUGAAUCACAACACAGACACUCCCCGGUCGCUCAGCGUGGCCCCCAGUUCCUACCCCGAACUACACACUGAGGUUCCACUCUCCGUCUUAAUUUUAGGAUUGCUUGUGGUCUUCAUCUUGUCUGUCUGUUUCGGGGCCGGCUUGUUCGUCUUCGUCCUGAAACGCAGAAAGGGGGUGCCGAGCGUCCCGAGGAGUGCCAACAGCCUCGACGUGAGCUCCUUCCAGCUACAGUACGGGUCCUACAACAGCGAGACUCAGGAUAAGACGGACGGCCACGUCUACAACUACAUCCCCCCCCCCGUGGGUCAGAUGUGCCAGAACCCCAUCUACAUGCAGAAGGAAGGAGACCCGGUAGCCUACUACCGCAACCUGCAAGACUUCAGCUAUGGCAACCUGGACGAGAAAAAGGAAGAGCCGGCCACGCUUGCCUACACUAUAAGCGCCGCCGAGUUGCUGGAAAAGCCGGCCGCACCCAGAGAGCCCGAGCUGCUGUACCAGAACAUCGCCGAGCGGGUCAAGGAACUUCCCAGCGCGGGACUCGCCCACUAUAACUUUUGUACCUUACCGAAGAGGCAGUUCGCCCCUGCGUAUGAAUCUCGACGCCAAAACCAAGACAGAAUCAAUAAAACCGUUUUGUACGGAACUCCCAGGAAAUGCUUUGUGGGGCAGUCAAAACCCGACCACCCUUUACUGCAAGCUAAGCCGCAGUCCGAACCAGACUACCUCGAAGUUCUGGAAAAACAAACUGCAAUCAGUCAGCUGUGAAGGGAAACCAUUUACAACCCUAUGGCAGCCGAGGGUGCUGCUGCAAACUGUUGGAAGCACUACAUUGGCUUUUGUGUGUGUUUGCCUUCUCCCUUCCUCGGCAUCAAUGGGGGACUUUGAAAAUGCGUGGGGGAUGGGGUGAAGCAAUGAUCCUGCUUUUCCAAGUUUUCCUUUAAAUUAUUUCUCUCUCGCUCCCCUCUCCCGCCUUUCCCCCCCCCCCCCCUUCUCUCCUUAGGAAUCGUCACGGAACACGAGUGUUUUCUACGGUGCGUUGUUUUUUGGUUUCUGAUUGUUUUGUUUUGUUUUUUUUUUUUUCGUAUGUUCUAUGGAUGGUUUUGUUUCUUUUUUCUUCCUUUCUUUUUCCAGUGUGUGGGAAUGGGAAGAGGAGAUUGUAGUGAAUGAAGAAAGAGUAAGCAAACUUUUCACGUUAAAAAUGGAUAUUUGGCGUAUUUUGUAGAAGAUCUCCAAAGACCUUUGGAGACUAUACAUUCUUUUGUAAAUAAUGAUAUGUGGUAUUUCUGUCUUCAGUUUCCAAGUAUAGCCGCCAGGCAACACUUCUUUGUGUUAAAGUGCCUUUGCACUUUAAGUACAUUACUUAAAUGUUGCUGUUAGCUUUGAUAAAUUGGACAUAUUUUAAUGUGUUGUAUUUUUGAAAUUAAAAACACUGUAAAAUAGACGAAAAUGUCAGCUAUAUGAAGUCAGCGUACAGUUUGCUUGAGUUAUAGAAACCAGCCUGUCAUCAAAUGAUUCUAGUUGUAGGACUUUAGAGAUUUAACUGUAAAAUAUUUCCUUUCUUCUGGGUUUGUUCUAAGUGAUUUUAUUUAAGUCAACUAAGGGGAUUUAACAGUGGACUAGAGGUCAGACUGCCUCAGUCGGGAUUAGUAAUUCAUUAAUAAAAUAUAUUUAACCCAA